AUAUCGUUAUUCAAAAUGUCAGGAUUUUCUCUUCUUCUAAUAGUUUUAAGUAUUACAAAUGGAUUUGAAUCUGAUACUUGGAGGGAAGAAAUAGCGAAACGUUUAAAGUUUGUAGAAGAAUCCAACUAUCUCCUGCGAAAAGAAAACGAACACUUGAAAUCGAUCGUCCUCGAUGUCCAACGAGAAAACAGCCAACUUAAAGAAGAGCUUGUUUCUGUGAAAGACAUGGUCACGGCAUUACGUACUGAGGAUCUAAAUGUCCACCGAAAAGAUAUUAGACCUCUCCCAGGAAGAUCUGAGAUCUUCGAAACAUCACUGAAUGAUACUAGAAAAUCAGUUAAUAACAAAUUGGUUUCAAGAAUAAUUCCCCCUGAAACACAUCCUGUAUCUAUCGUGGCUUUCUACGCCUACCUAUCCACAAACUCAGCUCCAAAUCUCUCUGUCCACCAUCUCAUAGUCUAUGACGUCGUUCACAUCAACAGAGGAAAUGGUUAUAACAAAGGAGAUGGGAUUUUCAUCGCACCUGUUACUGGAGUUUAUGCCCUUCACUUUUCUGUGUGUAUAGCCAAAAACAGGGGAUUCUCGUGGGUACCUCUUCAACUUACUUUGAAUAGUAAUGUACUGGGGGCAACGUUCGAAGAAGGUCUAGACUCGAACGUUGGAAACCAUUGUAGCAGUGGGCUAGCGAUAUCUGACGUUAAUGCUGGCGACCAUGUUUUCAUCAGAACUCAACAAGCGACUAGUGGGAUAAUUCAUAGUAGCUCGGUUGGAAGAACCACUUUUUCUGGUUGGCUUCUUUACAGAUAA
Saccostrea cuccullata (small rock oyster) is the source of this 807-nucleotide messenger RNA. Its product is annotated as complement C1q-like protein 4. The transcript has 2 exons. Gene Ontology annotation, molecular function: protein binding. The coding region runs from base 16 to 807 and encodes 263 amino acids. The record is from RefSeq and is a predicted model, not a curated record. NCBI's taxonomy places the organism in Eukaryota, Metazoa, Mollusca, Bivalvia, Ostreida, Ostreidae.